This is a messenger RNA of Rhipicephalus microplus (southern cattle tick), 1083 nucleotides long. RefSeq lists its product as uncharacterized. The record is from RefSeq and is a predicted model, not a curated record. NCBI's taxonomy places the organism in Eukaryota, Metazoa, Arthropoda, Arachnida, Ixodida, Ixodidae. Gene Ontology annotation, biological process: proteolysis. Gene Ontology annotation, molecular function: cysteine-type peptidase activity.
UGAAAGGCCGCUUGCUUUUUACGCUGCUAACUAGUGUAUUUUGGUUGGUUGAAACACGUGGCUCAGCUGGGGUCAACGUGACAAGCCUUGAUGCGGAGUGGAGUGCCUUCAAGCUGAAAUACGACAAGUAUUACUCGUCGCCAAUAGAAGAUGGGGCAAGGAAGCUGGCAUACCUUCGAAACCGCCUAAAAAUUGCAGAACACAACAACAGAUACGCAAGAGGAGAAGUCGCCUAUACACGCAAAAUAAACAAGUUCGCCGAUAUGCUACAAGAGGAAGUCGAACGUAUAACUACAGCUGGAAGACACAUUGUUUCAUCACAGAGCAAUUGCCGCAGAUGGAAAAACACUCCACUACGAACGCUCAACACGUCAGUUUUGCCAGACAGCAUCGACUGGAGAAAGAAAGGAGCAGUGACUCCUGUGAAGACGCAGGGGCCGUGCCCAGCUACGUGGGCCUUCAGCGCGACCGGAGCACUGGAAAGUCAACAUUUCAUACGGACGGGCCAACUCGUGGAGCUAAGUGAGCAGAACCUCAUCGACUGCUCCCAAGAUUUUGGCAACUUGGGAUGUGAAGGGGGCCGAGCAGAUCAAGCUUUUGAAUACAUCAUCCAAAACAAGGGCGUCGACCUUGAAGAGCUGUACCCGUAUGCUUUCAAGACCAUGCCAUGCGCAUUCGACAAGGGUGCUGUCGGUGCGACCAUGUCCAGUUUUCACACAGUCCCUCAAAUGUCUGAAGAGCAACUGCAGAUUGCUGUAGCCACUGUGGGACCUGUUGCAGUGGUCAUCGAUGCCGAGCACGAUGAUUUUUUCCAAUAUGACCAAGGUAUAUAUGACAAUCCAUUUUGUAGAGCCAGUGAAGUCAACUACGGCCUUUUAGUAGUUGGCUACGGCACCACCAACGGCAUUGAUUACUGGAUAUGCAAAAACAGCAUGGGACCUGACUGGGGCGAACGCGGUUACAUAAGGAUGGCGAGAAACAAGCAAAACCAGUGUGGCAUCGCUACUUCGGCCACUUAUCCGGAAAUCUGAGUCACUUGGAGCACGUCUUCAAGCAAAACGUGCCUUGACACGUGCUCCUGAC